AUGAAUAAAAAUUAUUCCUUAAGCUAUACUAUCCUAAGAAAAAAAUCAGCAUUAUAAACUUCAGAUACCACAAAAAAUACAUAAUAACAAACAUUAAAUAAGUCUAGAGCCAAAUCUAUCACUUCUACUACAAUCAAGUUAUUUUUAUAUACUAACUUUUUUAGGAAACCUAUUACUAUAAUUAAACCUCCUUUAAUAAAUUUAAAUAAGAUUGAUGUCAGUCCUUUCACAUUUGCUAAUAGACUCUCUCAUGAUGGUUCUACUGAUUAAACUAAUUCUGCCAGUCUUAAUAGUGAUUAAGAACAAUAAGGAAUAACCCUACCAUUAAAAAAUAAUUCAGAAUAACUAUAAAUGUUAAAACGCUAAAAGCAAAUUCUUGAGUAUAGGCUACAAUAAGAAACAGAAUCAUGUUAGCAAUAUUAAAAAAACUAUCAUCAUUUAUAGGAGCUUUUACAAAAAUUAGAACUUGCAAAAUCUAAUUACAUCCAUGAGAUGAACUAAUUUACUUAAUGUUUAAGGUUAGUUUUAAACAACACUGAUUGA
This is a messenger RNA of Paramecium sonneborni, 543 nucleotides long. NCBI's taxonomy places the organism in Eukaryota, Ciliophora, Oligohymenophorea, Peniculida, Parameciidae. The record is from the annotation of a GenBank genome assembly.